This is a messenger RNA of Equus caballus (horse), 5930 nucleotides long. It is a transcript of the gene GALNT16, whose product is annotated as polypeptide N-acetylgalactosaminyltransferase 16. Gene Ontology annotation, biological process: protein O-linked glycosylation. Lineage: Eukaryota; Metazoa; Chordata; Mammalia; Perissodactyla; Equidae. Gene Ontology annotation, molecular function: polypeptide N-acetylgalactosaminyltransferase activity. The record is from RefSeq and is a predicted model, not a curated record. Gene Ontology annotation, cellular component: Golgi apparatus.
CGGGGUUGGGUGGAGGACUGAGCAGCCAGGCGCGAGCGAAAACAAACAGCUGGGGCUGCGAGCGCCCCCGCCCCGGCCCGGAGAGCACGCCGGCCCGGGCCCCCACUUAGGGCGCCCACCCGCCCACCAUGAGGAAGAUCCGCGCCAAUGCCAUCGCCAUCCUGACCGUAGCCUGGAUCCUGGGCACUUUCUACUACUUAUGGCAGGACAACCGAGCCCACGCAGCAUCCUCCGGCGGCCGAGGCGCGCAGAGGGCCGGUGGGAGGCCGGAGCAGCUCCGCGAGGACCGCACCAUCCCGCUCAUUGUGACAGGAACACCCUCGAAAGGCUUUGAUGAGAAGGCCUACCUGGCGGCCAAGCAGCUGAAGGCUGGAGAGGACCCCUAUCGGCAGCACGCCUUCAACCAGCUGGAGAGUGACAAGCUGAGCCCAGACCGGCCCAUCCGGGACACCCGCCAUUACAGUUGCCCAUCUGUGUCCUACUCUGUGGACCUGCCGGCCACCAGUGUCAUCAUCACCUUCCACAAUGAGGCCCGCUCCACCCUCCUGCGCACGGUGAAGAGUGUCCUGAACCGCACUCCCGCCAGCCUGAUCCAGGAAAUCAUUUUAGUGGACGACUUCAGUUCAGACCCUGAAGACUGUCUGCUCCUGACCAGGAUCCCCAAGGUCAAGUGCCUGCGCAACGACCGGCGGGAAGGGCUGAUCCGGUCCCGAGUUCGGGGGGCAGAUGUGGCCACAGCUGCCGUCCUCACCUUUCUGGACAGCCACUGCGAAGUGAACACCGAGUGGCUGCAGCCCAUGCUGCAGCGGGUGAAGGAGGACCACACCCGCGUGGUGAGCCCCAUCAUCGAUGUCAUCAGUCUGGACAAUUUUGCCUAUCUUGCCGCGUCCGCGGAUCUUCGCGGAGGAUUCGACUGGAGCCUGCAUUUCAAGUGGGAGCAGAUCCCUCUUGAGCAGAAGAUUGCCCGGACAGACCCCACCAAGCCCAUAAGGACGCCUGUCAUAGCCGGAGGAAUCUUCGUGAUUGACAAGUCCUGGUUUAACCACUUGGGAAAGUAUGAUGCCCAGAUGGACAUCUGGGGGGGAGAGAAUUUUGAGCUCUCCUUCAGGGUGUGGAUGUGCGGUGGGAGCUUGGAGAUCGUGCCCUGCAGCCGGGUGGGCCACGUCUUCAGGAAGCGGCACCCCUACAACUUCCCUGAGGGCAAUGCUCUCACCUACAUCAGGAAUACCAAGCGCACUGCAGAGGUGUGGAUGGAUGAAUACAAGCAAUAUUACUACGAGGCCCGGCCCUCGGCCAUCGGGAAGGCCUUCGGCAGUGUAGCCACGCGGAUCGAGCAGAGGAAGAAGAUGAGCUGCAAGUCCUUUCGCUGGUACCUGGAUAACGUCUACCCAGAGCUCACCGUGCCAGUGAAGGAAGUGCUUCCCGGCAUCAUCAAGCAGGGCGUGAACUGCUUAGAGUCCCAGGGCCAGGACACGGCUGGUAACUUCCUGCUUGGAAUGGGGAUCUGCAGAGGGUCUGUCAAGAACCCCCCAGCGCCCCAGGCAUGGCUGUUCAGUGACCACCUCAUCCAGCAGCAGGGGAAGUGCCUGACUGCUACCUCCACCUCCGUCUCCCCCGGGUCCCUGGUCACACUGCAGGUGUGCAACCCGAGAGAAGGCAGGCAGAGAUGGAGGAGAAAAGCCUCUUUCAUCCAGCAUUCGGUCAGUGGCCUCUGCCUGGAGGCCAAGCCCUCCCAGCUGGUGACCAGCAAGUGCCACGCUGACGCCCCGGCCCAGCAAUGGCAGCUGUUGCCGCACACAUGACGGUAGCCCUGGGGCCUCCUGUACCUUUUGCAUGAGACUUUGGGACUGGAAGGGGGUUAGGGUGGGGGGGUGUAAAGCGGGCCGUUUCCAUCUUACAUUUCUGCCGGAACCAUCAGCAAACACCCCUGCCACGACAUACGUUUCUCCAAAGCUUGUAUGGGGAGGCGCAGGGGGACAUGCCCCGAUGCCCUGGCCACCAUUGUGGCCUUGCCUGGGGAGAGGAGAAGGUCAGGAUGCUGGACUGCUGCUGGGGAGAGACUGGGAAGGUCCCCGGCCCUUUCUCCCCUCCCUUUGCCCUCCAGGGGGCCUGGACAGUGGUUUGAGGGCCCUCCUCUUGUUGGCUGGAGAGAGCAAGGACAGAAGCCCACCCAGGGCCCUGGCGGGGUCCUGGGGCCAUCCCAUGGGAUUGGGCAGGAGAGGAGAAUGUGGGCAGCAUGAAUGGGGAUCCUGAAGCUGAGGAGAGAGGGGCAGCCUGCGGGCAGGGCAGGUGGAGAACAGGAAGGAGAGGAGAAGCUCAGUGGCCUGUCCCAGGCAGCUGCUGGGUUGGGUGCGGGAGGGAUGGGAUCCAGGGCAAAGGAUGGGUAAUUUGCAGAAGGAUAUGGGUGGCAGAGCAGCCGAGCCCCAGAACAUGGGUCUCCUCCUGAGGACCCCAUCCCCCGCUUGCUGUACCAGCCCCAGGGUGUGUGCCCCCCGUCCUGCACUCUGGACCCCACAUUCUUAGUAAGAGGUUGCAGGGGGAUCUUCAGGGAUAGCCUUGGAACACAGUUUAUUGAACAGAUCCCAUUUCUGUUUGGCCAUGUGUCAGGCCAAGACCUCUCCCUUGGGCCUUAAUGACCAGCUGGUGCCCUGUCCCCCUGUCUGGGCCCACUGUGACGACUCUGUAAGGACAGGCAGCCACCAGGCACGACUGAGCAGCCCCAUCCUCAUUCAUAGUUUUUGACUCCUGCCUUCUCAAAAGCCUUUGCCUCUGCAAGUAGAGCAUUAUGGGGUCGGGUGGCCAGUAAGAACAGGACCUUCUUUCUGGGGCGUAAACAUUCUCCGAGUCUUCAGGGAGUAAGUCAUGCAGGCUGAGCUUCAUCCUCACCCUCGCCCCCCAACUACUGGAGGGAGGCCCUCAAGGCUCAGCCGCUGCAGUGGGCCAGGAGGCCGGCUGGUGGCUCCUGCUUGUGUAGAGAGCUCCCAGUUCCUUCUCACAGCCCCUGGGCCUCUUUUCCCUACCCCAUGGCCUGGUCUUGGAGCCACUUCUGCUGUUCUCCACGUUCCUCUUCCCCCACCCCACUGGCUCAGGCACUGUGAUCUUGGCCAAAAGACUGGUGGUACCAGGACCCCUCAGGGGUCCCUCUCCCAAAGCAAACCAACCUGGGGCCCUCUAGGGAGUCCACAGAUUCCAGAGGGCCUAGGAAUCUCCUGAAAUUGUCCUCCAAAUAGCACAUGUGUGUGCACAUAUGCAUUUCCCUGGGGAGAGGGUCCAUGGAUUUCCCCAGCUUCUUACAGAGGUCCCUGCACCCCAAAGGGUCUGAACCUCAGCUCUGGACUGGAGCUACCAUCCACGUGAGCUGCCGUGCCCCUCUCCCUCCCUGGUGUGCCUAAACUGCCAUCGUCCUGCUCUCUCCAUGUGGCCCUUGGGGCCAGGAGCCAAGUGUCCACGGUCCACAGCACCCGCCCUGGAGGGCUCUCAGUGGCUUCCCCUCACCUCCUGGCUCUCAGCAGUAUCCUCUCAGCAGUGCUCCUGUGCCCCAGUGUGCACCCCCUGGGCUCACCAGCGUGGGGCCCUUGGCCAGCCUUCUCCCGUCCUCCGUUGUGAUGUUUCAUCUGCCACCAUCUCCGUGGUGUGUGUCCACUCCAGUGGGCAGCAUGGACCUUUGGGGAUGGGGAGCGUGGGCUUCUCUCACUGAAUGUAAGAGGACUACUUCUCAGAGAGCCUUCGAGAGGCCCCCCUCCCUGUGGUCAGACCAGGCUCGGCACGUGUCAGUGUCCUUUGUGGGACUCAGCCCUAUUCUGUUUUGCUUUUCCUCUUCUUGACCAAAGCAUGUGCCACUAGCUGUCCCUGAGGACCUUUUCUUUAUGGAACACACACCUGGAAUAAAACCACUUCUCAUGUGUACACAUGCACCAGCGCCUUCCUUUCUGACUCCAGGGCCAAGCCCUUCAGCGCCACCCUCCCCUGCCUCGUGGGGAAGUUGGGGCCUCUGUUCUGUAAAAGUGAAACUGAACACGCUCAGGUCUAAGCCCCUCCUGCACCUGAUAGCUUGCUCCUCAGCCUGCGUGCGCUGUGGUACCCCAGGAACUCCUGGACGACAGGCUGGCUGCUUGGGGGGAGCCAGCAGGUGGCCCUGCUGCUUGGGAAGGCUGGGACCAGAGCCUAGGCUCCUGUGGCCUCAUUGUGGGGCCCUAGUUGGGGCUUCAAAAUGGAAACCAAGGGUUUUCUCCAAAUGAUUGCCUUUUGCCAGCCCUCUCUCCUUCCCCAGGCCCCAGCCCUGGCCCCUCUGACCUUCCCCCCAACUCCUCUCCCACACAGGAAGGUAGUGGUAACAGUGCAAGUGUGACAAUCUCCCUGGGUAGAAACAGCAAAAUAAUUCCAGAAAGAGUCCUACCAGCCUAGCCUUGUUUGAUGGGGUAGCAGCUGCUCUGCCUAAUGUUUCCAUAGAAACAAAUGCAAAACCCCCAGCAUUUCUGUGAUCAGAAGCUGAACCUACCCAGGUAAAAAUAAACGCGGCUUCCGAGCACAUGUGAACGGCAGCAGGCAGGCCGGUGCGCGACUAACCCUCUCCUGAACGGAUGCAGCCAUUUCCACCCCAACCCCCACCCUGUCUCAGAGCUGCUCAGUGGUGAUUCCCCAGAAUUUCUAGCCACCAGGCCUCAGGGGCCUGGAGCAAAGACCUGGGGCUGGUGACAGUUCCAGGCACACAGUGUGGCUGCAGAGUCCAGCUUGGCCUAAGCUGGGCAAAGGCAGUGACUUAUUGCAGAAGACUCUGGCCGCAGUCUCUGUCAGUCCGUCUGUCCUCUCAAGGAGCACAGCCCACUGCCCACUGCCUUCUCGGGCCUCCCUCCUGGCCAGACUCUGCCAGCUUUCCACUUUCUGUUUAUUUUUACUCCCAGCCUUAAAGGCUCUCAGGCUGCUUCUUUUGCCCUCCUCCAAGCCUACCUCUCCGGAGGCCCAUUUUCUCUCCCACUCCCUUUCUUUUCUGGAAACAAAGGUUGUUAGCCUUUAGCAGUUCCUGGAGGACUCGGCAAAAGCCCUUGGGCUGACCCCUUGCAACAGGCCUUACAUGACCCAGAAGAGAGAGUAUCCCAGAGCACAGGCGUAGGGGGCGGGAGCAACAUCUGCACGGGGCCAACCUCUCGUUUGUCCAGCAGGGAGGGGUUCCUCCAUCCCCGGGCCUCUGUGGCUUGGCUUCUGUGUUCACAAAGGCUGUUCCCUGGGCCCCUCAGUAGAGGUCUCCCCAUUUGCAGUUGGGAGAAGUAACCUAGACAUCUCUGUCCUCCAGGGGGUCUGGACCCCCAUGCCUUCAAAGAGUCUUCCAGCACUGCAUGGGGUGUGGUCCUUUCCCGCUUGUGGAACAGGAAAGGAAGCCUGGAAAGGAGAGGCUGGAGUUCAUAAUGUCCACAACUUCAUUCCCGACAGUGUUCUCAAUGUCUUUGGUAUUUGUGUGUCCCCUGUGAUGGUCUGAGUCAGUUUCCUCCAGAAGGAGGGAGGGGGACCCAGGCGGCUUGUCUCAUCUUAAGAGAUCUUCACUGCCAGGCCCUCAACAAAGACCUCGGGAAGGAGCGGGGAGGGGCCGCUCCCUCCUGGUCUGGCAGGCGUCCUGUGUGCAUGGCGGACUGAACGGAGGCUCCGGCGCCCUCUGAGGAUGGCCCUCUGCUGUGGAAUUCAGCCCCGUGAAGUGGAGGAAGAGUGCAGAAGGAGUACGGGCUCCAGAGGCCCGAUCAGCUGGGGCCGCCCCGCUCUGCCGCUUCCUAACUGUGUGGGCCUGAGCAAGUCAGCUCGUCUCGCAGCCUUGGUUUCCUUGCCUGUAAAAUGGGGGUACUCGUAGCCCUAGAGGGCUUUUGUGAGGACUGAUUUGUUCAACAACUGCAAAGCAUCUUGCCCUUUCUAAAUGCUUAAUAAACAUGUGUUAUUGCUGUUAA